CACAAAUAUAUUCCAUUCGUUCCACCAUGCUGAAAAAUCUGCGGCACCUUUUUCCGGCGAGAAAAUUCAAUUUCCUGGCUAGUUUGCAGCAAGAUUACUCAAUUGUGCAGUACCCUCAUCUCAGGAGGAGUCACACCGUUAAUAAGAAUAGCGAUGACACGGAACUGUGGAACAGUGAAUCCUUUGGAAAGUACCUGGAAGAGAUUCGGAAGGAAUUCGAUGAAGAGUGUCAGAAAAAGGAUUCGUCCAAUGCAUCCCGAUGGCGACACCUCUCCCAAAUGUGUGCCGUGAUAGAGCGCAGGGAAACACUACUGGAAAACUUGGAAACUCUGAGGAAAAUCGCCAGGGAUGAGAAAGAUGAAGAAUUCAAGGAAUUAGCGGAAGAAGAGGAAGCUGAACUGAAGGAGACACUUCGGGAAAUUCACAGUGAUCUCUUGGAGGCUAUUGUGGCAGGGAAUGAGGGUGAUGAUUAUAAAUCGUUCAUCCUGGAAGUGACUGCUGGCGUUGGAGGGAAGGAAGCGAUGCUCUUUGCCAGGGAUUUGUACACAAUGUACACGAAUUACUGCAAUUUCAGAGGCUGGUUUACGGAAGUUCUCGAGGAGGAUCAUAUGGAAAUUGGAGGAAUUAGGCAUGCUAGUCUCUGUAUCACCGGGCAAGAUGCUUUUCAAACACUAAAGCGCGAGGGGGGAGUACAUCGUGUUCAGAGAAUCCCUGUAACAGAAAAAUCCGGUCGGGUUCACACAAGCACCGUCACCGUGGCCAUAAUCCCUCGACCCGAUGACAUAUCCAUUGUCCUCAAUAGUAGUGAUUUGCGAAUUGAAACGAAACGCGCAACAGGAGCUGGUGGCCAGCACGUCAAUACGACUGACAGUGCCGUCCGGAUUACACAUCUCCCAACGGGAGUAUCCGUGGAAUGUCAGACGGAUAGGAGUCAGAUUAAGAAUCGCGAGCUGGCAAUGAAGAAGCUCCAGGCACGACUCUAUGAAGCAGAGAUUGAAGCCCAAAUUGCAUCAACUGUGAGCACGAGGAAGAGUCAAGUAGGCACAAGUAUGCGCAACGAAAAGAUCCGGACGUAUAAUUUUAACCAGGAUCGUGUGACGGAUCACAGAAUAGAGGACGGCACGGUGCACAAUCUCAAAGGUAUUCUGGAAGGUAGGGAAAUUCUUGAUGAUUUCAUUGGAAAUAUCAGGGUGAAAAGCAAAGAGAAGCAAGUAAAGGAAUUCCUGAGUAGCCUCAGAGAGAAUCCAAAAAAGUAAUAAAGUUUCUACUCUUUCUUAGGAAAUAAACAGAAUAAUUUCUUUAAAAAAAUACUUUAAUAUCCUUAAGAAG
Messenger RNA from Lutzomyia longipalpis, 1329 nucleotides. It is a transcript of the gene mRF1, whose product is annotated as peptide chain release factor 1-like, mitochondrial. The transcript is spliced from 2 exons. Bases 27 to 1256 code for a protein of 409 amino acids. Gene Ontology annotation, molecular function: translation release factor activity. The record is from RefSeq and is a predicted model, not a curated record. NCBI's taxonomy places the organism in Eukaryota, Metazoa, Arthropoda, Insecta, Diptera, Psychodidae. Gene Ontology annotation, biological process: translational termination.